AUGGCCACUCAAGCUGUGAACCGGUCUUCGGACUCGCUCGCGAUUCGUGAUACCGAGGUCACCGUCGUCAAGUCUGAUGCUGAGAAGCCCUCCAAGAACAUCAUCCCUGCCUCCUACAACCUUGGUCUCGGUGAUGAGGACCCAACCGAGGAGGAACUUCACGGUCCUACUGCGCUGCGUCGUGUGUCUGCUCCCAUUCCGUGGUCCGUCUACACUGUCGCUUUCGUCGAGCUGUGCGAGCGAUUUUCCUACUAUGGAACCCAAGUUCUUUACUCUAACUUUGUGAACCACUCCCUUCCCCUUCCUGCUCCUUACGGCCCUGCAGGUUCUCACCACAACACCGGAGCUGGUGGCUCUACCUCCCAGGGUGUGUCUGGUGCUUUGGGCAAGGGUCCUGAAACUGCCAAUGGAAUCAACACUUUCAACACUUUCUGGUGUUACUGCGUUCCUCUUCUGGGUGCAUACGUCGCUGAUGAGUACUGGGGACGAUACAAGACUAUCUGCUGGUCUAUCGGCUUCGCCAUUCUUGGCCAUGUUAUCCUGGUCAUCUCGGCCAUCCCUCCUGUGAUCACUAACACCAAUGCUUGCUUUGGUGUGUUCAUGCUCGGUGUGAUCGUCAUGGGUUUCGGAACCGGUGGUUUCAAACCCAACAUCUCUGCCCUCGUCGUCGAGCAGAUUCCAGCUGUGAACCUCAAAGUGCGCACCUUGCCUUCCGGUGAGCGUGUCGUGGUCGACCCAACUAUCACUCAGAGUCGUAUUUACCACUACUUCUAUCUGUUCAUCAACAUCGGCGCCUUGGUUGGCCAAAUCGGUAUGGCCUAUGCCGAGAAGUAUGUCGGUUUCUGGCUUUCCUUCCUACUGCCCACCCUCAUGUUCAUGACCACACCUUUCGUCAUGUGGUGGGGUCGUCACCGUUACCGUCAGUCUCCCCCACAGGGCUCCGUCACAUCUAAGGCUGUCAAGGCAUUCAUGUACGUGAUGCGCGAGCGCUGGUCCUGGAACCCCUUCGUCUUCUGGAAGCGGACCCACGAUGGCACCCUCUGGGAGUCUGUCAAGCCCUCCAACAUCGAGCCCCGAUUCCGUCCCAAGUGGAUGACCUUCGACGAUGCCUGGGUGGACGAGGUCCGUCGUGGUUUCGCUGCUUGCGCCGUCUUCUGUUGGUAUCCUCUCUACUGGCUGGCAUAUGGCCAGUUGACCAACAACUUCACCUCCCAAGCUAGCACCAUGACCCUUCACGGUGUGCCUAACGAUGUUGUCAACAACCUGGACCCCUUCGCCUUGAUUAUUUUCAUUCCCAUUUGUGAUGCACUGCUGUACCCCGGUCUGCGUAAGAUGGGCAUUCAGUUCACCGCUAUCAAGAAGAUUACCGCUGGUUUCUGGCUUGCUGCUUUGGCUAUGGUCUGGGCUGCUGUCAUUCAGUACUACAUCUACAAGACCUCCCCCUGCGGCACCGAUGCCAACAACUGCUACACCGAGGAUGGUAGUGUCAAUCCCUCUCCCCUCAACGUCUGGGCCCAGACUGGUUGUUACGUUCUGGUUGCCUUCUCCGAGAUUUUCGCCUCCAUCACCUCGCUCGAGUAUGCCUACUCCAAGGCCCCUCGUAACAUGCGUUCUCUUGUCCAGGCCAUUUCCCUGUUCACCAACGCCAUUUCCGCUGCCAUUGCUGAGGCUUUGAACCCACUUGCCAAGGAUCCUCUGCUGAUCUGGAACUACGGUGUCUUUGCCGUCCUCGCCUUCGUCGGUGGCUGCGGAUUCAUCUGGCAGUUCUGGCAGCUUGAUAUGGAGGAAGAUGCCCUGAACAACUUGCCCGAGGGUCAUGUGGAGGCCAAUGAGAAGAUGGCUCAGUUUGAAGCGGCUGAAAUCGGACCCGUUCGAGGUUAG
Messenger RNA from Penicillium antarcticum, 1881 nucleotides. RefSeq lists its product as uncharacterized. Gene Ontology annotation, biological process: transmembrane transport; oligopeptide transport. Bases 1 to 1881 code for a protein of 626 amino acids. The transcript is spliced from 2 exons. Gene Ontology annotation, molecular function: dipeptide transmembrane transporter activity. The record is from RefSeq and is a predicted model, not a curated record. Gene Ontology annotation, cellular component: membrane. Lineage: Eukaryota; Fungi; Ascomycota; Eurotiomycetes; Eurotiales; Aspergillaceae.